Molecule: messenger RNA, 1455 nt
Organism: Halichondria panicea
Lineage: Eukaryota; Metazoa; Porifera; Demospongiae; Suberitida; Halichondriidae
Exons: 2
Coding region: 1-1455 (484 amino acids)
Biological process (GO): DNA integration; DNA recombination
Molecular function (GO): DNA binding
Source: RefSeq, a predicted model, not a curated record
AUGCCUCCAGCCAAGGGCAGUGCUCCAGCCGCCAACAAGAUCCUAGACGGCCACAACCUGUAUAUAGUCAGACCAACUAAACGACUCAUACCGGAUUUUCCAACAUGGCUGCAAUGUUUCUCAGUGUACUCGGCAGUACUUAUCUUAAAAUACCCGGAGAGGGCCACUUCCCUUCUCCUGUAUCAGAAAAACAUCGCCUACCUCAGCCAGCGGUUCCGCUGGCCAUCCUGGGUAGUUUACGACAACAGCUUCCGGUCGGAGGCAGCCGACAAUGCAAAAACUGAUUGGUCACUGAUCGACUACGGGGUUCAUUCUAGGUCGUUCCACAACCAAACCCUCAUACGGGACAGCUGGUGCGCAAAUUGUCACUCAGUGGACCACCUGCAAGCAGACUGUCCGUACGCAAAAACCGGGGCCCCACCGAAGAAACGACCAGCUGCUGCUCCUUACCCAAUGCACUCAAAACGCCCCAAUGCACCCAUCUGUAUGAACUUCAACAGAACGAACUUGGAACACUAUUUUCACCAAUCAAUAGCACCUGCUACCCAUCGCUCGUACAAUUCAGCCCAAACCCGCUACAUUAAACUCUAUACACAAAUUAGCAUUCAACCAUUACCUUUAGAAGAAACCCACCUAUGCCGUUUUGCCUCCUUCCUAGCAAAAGACAACAUUACGUACACAACAAUCAAAUGUUACUUCUCGGCACUCCGCCGACUACAACUAUCCCACAACUACCCAGAACCAAUGAUUUCCUCCUUUCCCAAACUGGAAUGUGUCGUUAAAGGCAUCAAGAGAGAACAGGCCCAUAAGAAAGGAGAGACACCAAAGCGUCUCCCCAUCACAAUCGAGAUUCUCCAAAAGCUUCGGGUCUUCUUCGAAGCUAGGAGUCAUGAAACAGACGCCUUCAUGCUAUGGGCGGCAGUCACUACAUGCUUUUUCGGCUUCAUGCGCUCAGGCGAAAUAACGCUGCCUUCGGAAUCAGCAUUCGACCCCUCGUCGCAUCUUGGUUUUGCCGAUGUCACGGUGGAUGACAUCUCAGCACCUCAGUUAGUCAAGCUUCGUCUCAAGGCCUCCAAAACGGACCCGUUUCGAAAGGGCGUGGAAAUCGUCAUUGGGCGUACGCACAACUCUCUCUGCCCAGUAGCGGCACUACUAUCAUACUUAGCCAUUAGAGGCAACAGACCGGGCUUCUUAUUCCUGUUCGCAGAUGGCCGCCCCUUGACAAAGUCCCGUUUCAUUCUGAAGAUCCGCGAGGCAUUGUCUCUAGUAGGAAUAGACUCAUCACAAUACGCAGGACACUCCUUCCGUAUCGGAGCAGCCACCACCGCAGCUGCACAAGGAAUUCAGGACUCAGUAAUUCAAAUGUUAGGCAGGUGGAAGAGCUCAGCUUACCAACUGUAUAUCCGAACACCAAAGGACAAACUAGCCCGUUACUCAUCCAUUAUUGCUGCUUGA